Molecule: messenger RNA, 1394 nt
Organism: Ylistrum balloti
Lineage: Eukaryota; Metazoa; Mollusca; Bivalvia; Pectinida; Pectinidae
Product: L-seryl-tRNA(Sec) kinase-like
Exons: 5
Coding region: 141-1274 (377 amino acids)
Molecular function (GO): tRNA binding; kinase activity
Source: RefSeq, a predicted model, not a curated record
AGGAAACAAUUGUGUAAAGUACCAAAGGAUGAUGACUUGAACUGAUGGUGUAGUCUAUUUUGUGCUGCCGAUUAGGAAGAUAAUUGAGACAGGCAAUCAGCUGGUUGAAGUUUUGAAAAAUACCAAGGAAGACAAUCCUGAUGUGUGAGAUUGAAAAUGUUCCAUCACCUUCAGUGUGCAUUCUUGUUCUUUCUGGAUUACCUGGAAGUGGUAAAUCAUCAUUAGCUAGAUCCUUCAAGACUAGCCAUGUUAAAUCAUCAUCUCCCAGCAUUCCUCAAAACAUUAAAUCUGUGUCGGGUGAAUUGCCAUGGAAACUGGAGGGCAGAGCAUCAUUGGACAAAGAAGUGGCACAUGACACAAGGAAAGAAAACUUCAAUGUGAUUCUUAUUUCUUAUGAUGAAUUAAUACCAGAAGAAAAAGAGGCUCAGAUGAUUCAAAGUGGUAUUGAUUCAGAAUGGAAGACAUGUAGAGAGCAGAUUGUAAAUUGUGUUGAAAGUCUGGUGCACUGUUUGUUAUCUAAUAAACUACUAAAGAAUAUGGUCAAACCAACUGAUGAUGAAGCAUUAUGGGAAAGAUUUUGUCAUGUUAUACAUAAUCAGGAAGAUGAUUCAAUGGAACAAAAGGGAGAUAAAUCCAGCUCAUAUGUUUUAAUCAUUGAUGACAACAUGUACUACAGGAGUAUGAGAUAUAGAUAUUUCCAGUUGGCUCGUAAAUUUGAGCAGGGUUUCUGCCAGGUACAUCUUCACUGUACAGAAAACAUAGCUAAAGAACGAAAUAGCAAGAGGAAAGUUAGACGUGUUACAGAUGAGGUCAUCACUACUAUGGCAACCAAAAUGGAGGUGCCAGAUCCCUCCAUUGACCCUUGGGAAAAAUAUUUUGCUGUGUUAGAAGGUUCUACAGAUUUUCAAAGUCAGCUGUGUGACAUUGACAGACUAUUGCAGUUGGCCAUAUUGAACCCGCCACAUUCACCUGUAGAGGACAGCCAGGGCAAAGAGGAGAGUCGACAGAUUUGUUCUGUCAAUCAGCUUCAUCAGGCGGACCAGAUAUUACGCAAACUUGUCAGUAGUAGAAUCAAACAAACAGGCACUGCCAUGUCACAGCAGGAAAAGAGCCAGUUUGCCAAAUUCUGCAGUAUGUUAAAAUCACAGAUCCUCAAGGAGCUGCGAGCUGGGACCAUUCUUGUGCCAACAAACAUGCCAACUAUGGAUGCCUCGAAGAUGGAGGACUGUCAGUUUUAUAAAUUUGUUGAAACUAUUUUCAACAAAAGGACCUGAGACAGAGGUCAUUAAUUAACACUUUAACAUUCAAGUUACUUUCUGAAUGUUAAUGUAAAUUGAGCCGUUUCUAUUUAUUUUACAUUAUGUUUACAAGUUAUUUUAAAAUAUACAGGUAUA